This is a messenger RNA of Myripristis murdjan (pinecone soldierfish), 544 nucleotides long. RefSeq names its product protein S100-A1-like. The record is from RefSeq and is a predicted model, not a curated record. Gene Ontology annotation, cellular component: cytoplasm. Lineage: Eukaryota; Metazoa; Chordata; Actinopteri; Holocentriformes; Holocentridae. Gene Ontology annotation, molecular function: calcium ion binding; calcium-dependent protein binding. The transcript is spliced from 3 exons. Bases 150 to 452 code for a protein of 100 amino acids.
GGCUGGAGCUGAGUCCACCUCGCUGCGUGACUCGCACCUCACAGCGACCUGGGCGGCGCCAGGCUAUAAAAUCCCUGCGGCAGUUCCUCUAAACUCCUGAAACUCUUCACCUCUCAUCAGUCCUGCACGUCCAGCCACAGACAGCAGCCAUGCCUUCAGAACUGGAGAUCGCCAUGGAGUCAAUGAUCACGGUGUUUCACCGUUACGCCUCUAAAGACGGCCGAAGUGGCACACUCAGCCGCAGAGAGCUCAGAGAGCUGUUGGAGAACGAGCUGUCAGGCUUCCUUAAGUCUCAGAGGGAACCUGCUGCUGUAGACCAGAUCAUGAAGAACCUGGAUGCCAAUGGUGAUGGUCAGGUGGACUUUGAGGAGUUUGUUUCUCUGGUUGUUGGACUUUCCAUUGCCUGUGAGCAGUGCUAUCAAAAGCACAUGAAGAUUGCUGGGAAGAACUAAAACAUAAAAAAUGAAGAGAGGAGAGGAAACAGGAGAGCAUUUCAAUUUUGUAAAGUUAUUUGACUAUUAAAUACACUAAAAAAAAAAAAAAA